AUGGGCGGCUUCUACAUGCAGUACCUCGAGAGCCUUUGCCGGCGCCGUGGGUGGCACGAUCCCAGGUACGAAUGCUACCGCGAUGGCAAUGGCUACACCUGCCUAGUGUUGGUCAACGGGCGCGAGUACCAGACCGAUCUGGCCUACGAAUCCGGCAGCCUGGCGCAGGAGAACGCGGCCAUGCGUGCGUUUAUGGUCUGCCGCAACUUCUCGGUCAACGGCGGCAUGCUGGCCCGCAACGGUAUCGUUCAGGGGCUGCCCGCGGACGAGUCCAGCCGCAGGGCCCGGAAGGGUAGCCGCCACGCCUAUUCUUCCUCCAGUCACGGACACAGGAGCCGAUCUAGCCACCACUCCAGCAGCAGCUCGACCACCUCGCUCGAGUAA
Molecule: messenger RNA, 384 nt
Organism: Thermothelomyces thermophilus ATCC 42464
Lineage: Eukaryota; Fungi; Ascomycota; Sordariomycetes; Sordariales; Chaetomiaceae
Exons: 2
Coding region: 1-384 (127 amino acids)
Source: RefSeq, a predicted model, not a curated record